Polyodon spathula (Mississippi paddlefish) is the source of this 608-nucleotide messenger RNA. RefSeq names its product 40S ribosomal protein S18. Gene Ontology annotation, cellular component: small ribosomal subunit; cytosol; ribosome. NCBI's taxonomy places the organism in Eukaryota, Metazoa, Chordata, Actinopteri, Acipenseriformes, Polyodontidae. Gene Ontology annotation, molecular function: RNA binding; structural constituent of ribosome. The coding region runs from base 99 to 557 and encodes 152 amino acids. Gene Ontology annotation, biological process: translation. The record is from RefSeq and is a predicted model, not a curated record. The transcript is spliced from 6 exons.
UCGGGCGAGUUCUAAAGGGGAGCCGCCCCCCUCUCGCCUGUGAUAUAGUCUCGCGAGAGCGGCUUCCUUUCCUCUUUCUGACGGGACAGGCGGACAAGAUGUCUCUUGUAAUCCCAGAGAAGUUCCAGCACAUUCUUCGUGUUCUCAACACCAACAUCGAUGGGAGACGCAAAAUCGCCUUCGCCAUCACUGCCAUCAAGGGCGUGGGAAGGCGUUAUGCUCAUGUGGUGCUGAGGAAGGCCGAUAUUGACCUGAGCAAGCGAGCUGGAGAACUGAGUGAGGAUGAGGUGGAGCGUGUGAUCACGAUCAUGCAGAACCCCAGGCAGUACAAGAUCCCAGACUGGUUCCUCAACAGACAGAAGGAUGUGAAGGAUGGCAAAUACAGCCAGGUACUGGCCAACGGUCUGGAUAACAAGCUUCGUGAGGAUCUGGAGAGACUCAAGAAGAUCAGAGCUCACAGGGGCCUGCGCCACUUCUGGGGCCUGCGUGUGCGCGGUCAGCACACCAAGACCACUGGCAGGAGAGGCCGCACUGUCGGUGUGUCUAAGAAGAAGUAAUCCUCUCUCCCUCCCGCUCACGAUACCUUUUCAAUAAAGUCUAGAAAAAAA